AUCAAAAACUUUUUGCAUCGUAAAAUGUUUAAAACCUUUUGUAAAAUACUGAUUAACAUGUAUACACUCACAUGACAUGCAUUUUUGCACCGCACUCUUCAACACAACUCUUCAGUUAUUUGUUGUUUACUUCAGUUUCACAGACGUGUGUCUAUCAUGUGAACAGGAAGGAUGUGGAAAAUGACGAACAACUCUGUGCAUUUAUAUAGAGUUCAGAUUGCAGGUCUGAGCUGUCAGCUCACAUCACAUCAAACUUGCUGGAAGAAUCGGAGCAAAGUGAACCGAGUUGUGGAAGAAAUGAAACUCGAACAGAAAAACUGGGAAAUCAGUGAUCUGGGGUUAUUCCAGGCUUUGGAGCGAGAAAGAGUCCUGGAGGUUCUUCAGAGAGACAAAGCACUUCGAACCAUUGAAGCGGACAGAAUCAGGAAGCUGAAGGUAGAACUUCAGGGUAUCUGUCGACAGAGUGCCAAGACCAUCACACAUCCCUAUGGUCAGAGAUCAUGUGCGCGCUGUCAGAGGCUUCUGGGAAAGUUCUGGGACUGUGGUUCGGUGUGCUGCGGGUGCAGUCAUCGCAUCUGUAAGCGCUGUCGGGUCGUCCGCUCUGCGCAGGAAUGGAAGUGCACCAUGUGUCAUGCAUACAGGGAAUUUAAGAUCAAAUCUGGUGAAUGGUUUGUAGAGCAGCAAGCAAAGAAAUUUCCGGAUGUCAGAGAAAACAGUCAUGAAACCAUCGGAGACAAACUGUUACAGUCUUAUCAACGUCUCAGCUUCAUCGCAGUCGUGCCUCCAACUCCUCCUCCUGUGUAUGAAGCCCCAUCAUAUAACAGACUGAUUCAUUUAACAGAACAGGACCUCAAAAAAUCAAAGCCAUUUACUAAAUCUGUGGAGAACCUGAUGGUGUCUGUCAGUGCUCACAUAAAAAAGUUCUCCAAAUCUCAGAAUGAUCUGAGUGUGGAAGCGGGUCAGCUGACCGUGGACCACGGACCCCUGCAGAACUCAAGACACAAGAGCCGAUCUGAGAGUGCCAUCAACAAAGCCAGUCUGUGCAAAGCACCAAGUCUUCCCAAUCUAUCCCAGAACAGCAGAGGCACAGAGCAGUAUGCUUCAACAAGUACAUUUUACCAGACAGAUGACGAAGCCUCCUAUACAUCUGCCUACAGCGAUGAGCAGAGGGACAGCACCAGUAGCGCAGGAAUGGAUUGUGGGGUCUCUGAAAACACUUGUGUGACUGGAGAAGUAGAGGUUGCUUUCGGUUACAACAACAGGACGUCCUGUUUGGAGAUAACUAUCAAAGCCUGCAAAAAUCUGAUGUUUGGAGAUAUGAAGAAGAAAUGUCAUCCGUAUGUAAAGGUCUGUUUGCUUCCAAAGAAAUACCACGAUUAUAAGAUGAAGACAGCAGUCAAGAGGGGAAAUAACCCGGUUUACAAUGAAACAUUUACUUGUGUGGUUGGUGCUGAUCAGCUGGGCAUCAGUGUAGUUCAGGUGUCAGUGUGGCACUGCAGAGGACUCAAGCGGAAGCUCUUCCUGGGCGAGACACUCGUCCAUCUGACUGAGCUGGGUCUGGAGAGCACAGACACUGUCUGCUACGCUCUCGGUCCGAAGCAGGCUCAUCCUCUAGGUGGCGAUGUCGAGCUGCUGCUUAAAGCUCAAUUCCAGUUUCUGCCACAGACUUCCCCUCAUCCAGCCGACCUUUUGAAUGGAGCAGCUGGACAGCUCAAAGUCGUCAUCACUGACGUGUCGAAGCUGCGCUUCCGGUCAAAAACAGCUUGCAUUGAAGGAAUCCUUUGCCUUCCUGGUGACCGAGAGCAGGUGCAGAGAAGUCCGAAGACUGGUGGUUCUGUCCGAAUGACCUUCAGCAGACUGACGCUUCAGGAGAUCCAGCAGGCCACGCUGCAGCUCAACCUGUGGGAGAAAAACCCCUUCGGCCUCGCUGACCGUUUAAUGAGAUCAGCACGGCUGGCUGGAGCAGAAUCCUCAUGGCAACGUCUGCAGCAGAUGCCAGGAGAGUGGCAUGACUUCGUUCUUCCAUUUCAUGUAAAUGUCAGCACAGGCAUGAGGUCAUAACUGAAGAACAUGGAUCCUUUCCAUCAACCCACAGAUCCUGACAAACCCAUGCCCAGAUUGUCUUCAAAGUGCCUCAUUAUUCCCAUUUCUUCAGACAUGAACUGUUUUCGGAGUUGUUGUUGUUUUAUACACAGUAUAUUUUUGUAUUUAUAUUCAUCUUUUCAUAACUUAUUUAAUAAACUAAAUCGUUCCACAAA
This is a messenger RNA of Carassius carassius (crucian carp), 2258 nucleotides long. Its product is annotated as synaptotagmin-like protein 3. Gene Ontology annotation, cellular component: exocytic vesicle; plasma membrane. The coding region runs from base 172 to 2061 and encodes 629 amino acids. The transcript is spliced from 16 exons. NCBI's taxonomy places the organism in Eukaryota, Metazoa, Chordata, Actinopteri, Cypriniformes, Cyprinidae. Gene Ontology annotation, biological process: intracellular protein transport; exocytosis. Gene Ontology annotation, molecular function: small GTPase binding; neurexin family protein binding. The record is from RefSeq and is a predicted model, not a curated record.